Molecule: messenger RNA, 1179 nt
Organism: Cladophialophora carrionii CBS 160.54
Lineage: Eukaryota; Fungi; Ascomycota; Eurotiomycetes; Chaetothyriales; Herpotrichiellaceae
Exons: 1
Coding region: 1-1179 (392 amino acids)
Cellular component (GO): Golgi apparatus
Molecular function (GO): antiporter activity
Source: RefSeq, a predicted model, not a curated record
AUGGCAGGAAACAGCGUUGCCUUGAGCAGUCUGUGGAUAUCAUUCUAUUUCCUGCUCAACCUCUUCGUGACCCUCACGAGCAAGCACGUUCAGUCUCAUAUGCAAAGUGCCUGGCUACUCGCCGCGUCUCACGCAAUCUUCACUUUCAUCGUAACGAGCCUACUCUCGUGGUCUGGAGUAGACACAUCCGACUCCGACUCCGGCGGGUUCACAAGGAGAGAUGGCAACGGAAGAGACGAUAGAGAUGAUAUGGACAAUGGUCACCAGGACCGCCAUGAAUCUGGAUACAAGCUACGCAGGCACCUCCUCGACAAUCUCCAUAUCCUCGGCCUUUUCUCCCUCCUCUACACGCUGAACAUCGUGGUGUCGAACUGGACCCUUGGUCUCGUGAGUCUGACGAUGCACCAGACCAUUCGUGCCAUUGUCCCUGCCCUGACUGUCCUCUUGUCCAUCACGGCACUCAGACGGUCCUGGAGAGAAUAUUCAUCAGGAGUUUAUGGCGCCAUCACAUUGACGAUCUGUGGUGUCAUGCUGGCGGUCAAUGCGGCGCCUUUAACGGGAACCGACAACAACAACACCUCGUCAAGGACAAAUGCCUUUGGCUUCGCGUGGACUGUGUUGGGGGCAACCCUGGCCGUGGCCAAGACCAUCGCAGCAAACCACUUGCAACAGCCUCGACGUAGGAACAGUUGGGGCCUGGGUCUCUCGUCCUCGGCGCUCGUGCGGUAUUGUUCUCUAUGUUCGAUGAUCAUCACAAUCGUCGUGGGAAGCUGGACCGGCGAAAUGAGAGCGCUGAUGGCCACCACAGUGAGAUCGACUUCAUCUUGGAAUCAACCCUCAUGGCUGCUGUGGUUCUGGCUAUGGAACGCCCUGGCGACAUCGUUCUUGAACAUCGCCUCCUUCGAGGCCAACAAGAGAUGUGGCCCGCUGAGCAUGGGCGUGGCCAGUAACCUGAAGCAGGUCGUCAUCUUACUCUUCGACCUGUCUCCUGCGACAAUGCAGAGUGACGGAGGUGGACGCGCAGGUGGAGCGGCAGCGCCACGGCCUGGGUCAGGGCCAGGCGGUGGAGUUAUCCUUGGAUCUCUCAUGACCAUGAUCGGCGGUAUCUGGUAUGCUUUUGCAAAGGCAGAAAUGGACAGGAGGAGGCGGAGACGACGUUCCACGGAGAACGGAGGCUGA